AACGCAAUGAGAACUGGUUAGUGGUUGCCAUGUGGUCUUCUGUCUCUCUCUUCCUCUCCCCCUGAUCGGGUCGAUCGUGUGCUACACGAAGCGUUGACAGAGGACAAUCUUCAUGUUAUUUACAAAAUAACUCGAGGACACAACGAGAUCCAUCGAGAUUAAUAAUAAACAUCUGAUAGAACAGAUAAACAGUUGAUCCCAGCCUGAUUGGCAGCUGUUCCAAUUCAUAUGAAUCAAUGAUCCUGUCAACUUAUUGGUUAUAAUAUAUUGCACAAGAAGAGCUUUGAGGAUUUAUUUGGGACGAAUUGUACGAUAUACAUUGAUAAUUUUAGCUUUCAUUUGAUAAGGAUAAAUAUACGAUUUUAACGCGAUGCCAGAGACGGCCAAUGACAAUCUGACCACCUUGAAACGCAGUCAUGUUUUCAUGAGGAAUCCCGAUAAUGUCAAGAGAAUCAUCGAGAGAAUCAGGAGGGAUGGGCCUGAUAAACUUCAGAUUAUCAGCGAUUUUGAUCAGACUAUCACCAAACAACAUGUUGAUGGAAAAUGCUUGCGCAGCAGUUUUGGAAUUUUUUACAAAUGUAAGCAAAUACCGUCGGAAACCAAAGCGAUGUCGACAUCGCUCUACAACAAAUACCACCCAAUGGAGUUGGACCCUGACCUCGACGAGGAGUCAAAGAUCAAGGCAAUGGAGGAUUGGAUGAUCGAGACUCAGAAUCUGCUCAAGGACUUUGAGUUUGACACAUCGGAGCUCGAUGACGUGGUCCAGAUCCACGGAUCCUUCUUGAGGGACGGAACGCGGGAGCUCCUCGAGAGGUUACAAGCCGCCAAUGUCCCAGUGCUAGUGUUCAGUGCAGGCCUGGGAGAUGUCGUUGAACAAGUCCUCAGACACCACAACGUCUACCUGAACAACGUCAAGAUCAUCUCGAAUUUCCUCAAGUUCGCGGAGAGCAAACUCGACGGAUUCAAGAAUGACGUGCUCAUUCACGUGUUCAAUAAAAAUGAAAAGGUUCUUGAUUCGGAGUACUUUGAGCUUCUGGAGGGGAGGAACAACGUCAUCCUCAUGGGGGACAUAACGGGGGACGCCACAAUGGCCGAUGGCGUCAACGAUUGCCAAGCUGUUCUCAAAGUUGGGUUUUUAUACGGAAAUGUGGAGCAGCGUCUUCCAGCCCACAUGGAGGCCUUUGACAUCGUCCUAGUUGACGACCAGACAAUGGACGUCGUCAACGAAAUUUUAAACGAAGUGUUUUGACAAUUUUUAAGACAUAUUCCACGCACCGAGGAUCAUUGAACCUCUCUCGAGAAAUGGAGAGGCAUAAAUCAACUAUUGUAUUAGGUCAUACUUUUAUCGACAUCUUUUGAAAUGUAAUUUAUUCGCCUCGCUGUGUCGAUCGUGUUACAACGAAUGAUAUCGAUAUAUAUUUUGUAUUUUUUUUCUGGAUACUUUAAGAGUACUUUUUUCUCAUCUGUUGUGACAGAAUGAAAUAAAUUGUGGAGAUGGAAGGAGA
Diachasma alloeum is the source of this 1505-nucleotide messenger RNA. It is a transcript of the gene cN-IIIB, whose product is annotated as 7-methylguanosine phosphate-specific 5'-nucleotidase. Bases 371 to 1249 code for a protein of 292 amino acids. Gene Ontology annotation, molecular function: magnesium ion binding; 5'-nucleotidase activity. Lineage: Eukaryota; Metazoa; Arthropoda; Insecta; Hymenoptera; Braconidae. Gene Ontology annotation, cellular component: cytoplasm. The transcript has 5 exons. The record is from RefSeq and is a predicted model, not a curated record.